AUUUAAAACUAAUAAUGGGAUAUGGACCAUCUAGAAUUAAUUUGAAUGGCCUAAAAUGUAAGUAGAUUUAUAAACCGCUAUGAACACCUAUGUACAAAAAACUCAUAUUUUGCACAUUCAUAUACACUAUAAAAAUAAUGUUCUGGUAGGGGAUAUGUAGCCAUUGUAGUAGUGAUGGUUUUAAUCCCAACAAUCCAGGUAGCGAGUGGCUUUAGAAACCGCUACUAUGUAUAAAGCCAUCGUAACGAAGCAUAUAUAUAAUUUCUUCUUUAGGGACAGCAACACAUUUUACUUACAAAUGUUGUUGUUCUCAUAACUAUUAUGUAAUAAAAUUUUCAAAAAAAGAAAAAAAAGUCUCUUAGAGAACAACUUUAAAUUUUACUUUUGUUUUUUUAACUUCAUUUACUCUGUUGUCAAUACAUCUUUCCAUGAAUGUUUUUUGCUUUUCAGAUGAAGAAAAUAGGAAGAAACUAGAUUGGAAAGGAAGACUAAAUAUUAUUAAUGGAAUUGCAAGAGGAUUAUUAUAUCUUCAUGAGGACUUACGACUUAGAGUAAUUCAUAGAAAUCUAAAAGUUAGCAAUAUUCUUUCGGAUUAUGAUAUGAAAUCUAAAAUAUCAGAUUUUGAAUUAACAAUGACUUUUGAAGGAGCCCAAAAUCAAGGAAAUACAAAACGCAUAAUGGGUACAUUGUAAGUGUUUGGAUACAACUUGAUCAUUUUUCUUUUUUCCUUUUUCCCUUGAAAAUUAGUUUUUAAAUGAUAGCUAGACUGCUAUUUGAAUUGAUUGAAAAUAGUGGUUAUAUGACUUUUGAAUAUGCUAUCGAAGGAUUUUUUUCAGUGAGAUUAGAUGGUUUUAGUUUUGGAGUUCUUUUACUGGAAAUUAUAUGUGGAAAAAGGAUUAGGGACUUUCACCUCUCUGAAGAUGGUCAAAGUCUUCUAUUUUAUGCUUGGAAUUUGUGGUGUGAAGAAAAAUGUUUGGAAUUGCUGGACCCACUGCUAGAAGAUUCAUAUGCAGAAAUUGAUGUCUUGAAGUGCAUACACAUUGGUUUGCUUUGUGUUCAAGAAGAUCCAAGAGACAGGCCAACCAUGUUCGCUGUUGUAGCCAAGCUUGCAAGUGACACAAUGUUAUUUCCCGAUCCUAAUCGCCCAGCAUUUUCAAUUGGAAGAAUGGUCCUUGGAGAUUCAUCUUCAUCAAAAAAUUCCAAAGAUCCUUAUUUUGAAGAGGUAACCAUGUCUCACAUCAAAUCCGGGUGACAUAACUAAUUUCAUAGAGAGAUGGAUCCUCUAUAGCAACUGCUCAAUCUAGUGAGAAUUAAUAGAGAUAUAGAGAAUGGUGGAACCCACUUGAUAUAUGGAUCCCAUUAUUUUCUUCAUCUCUCUUUAGCAAGAUCAUUAAGAUAUUUGAAGAGGGUUUGGAACAAAAUUUAAUCAGCCAUGAAGAUUGAAGACCAAAUGAUGAAGUACUAAAAGCGUUCUAGGUUUUGACAUAUUAGAGCAAAUCACGUAGGUUCAUGCCUACCAAAUAUGUUUGUGCGAGUACACAUGACUUGCUCAUGUGUCAUAUUGUUAUCAGAUGAGAUUUUGAUGAGAAGAUCCGAAAAAUUAUUCUAAAAGAUUAUCCUUUACUAUAUUAAAAGAAAAAGGCUUCUUAUUCACCAUGACAA
Prosopis cineraria is the source of this 1662-nucleotide messenger RNA. Its product is annotated as cysteine-rich receptor-like protein kinase 6. The coding region runs from base 755 to 1252 and encodes 165 amino acids. The transcript is spliced from 2 exons. The record is from RefSeq and is a predicted model, not a curated record. NCBI's taxonomy places the organism in Eukaryota, Viridiplantae, Streptophyta, Magnoliopsida, Fabales, Fabaceae.